Syngnathoides biaculeatus (alligator pipefish) is the source of this 1111-nucleotide messenger RNA. It is a transcript of the gene nfu1, whose product is annotated as NFU1 iron-sulfur cluster scaffold homolog (S. cerevisiae). Gene Ontology annotation, molecular function: iron-sulfur cluster binding; iron ion binding. The transcript has 8 exons. NCBI's taxonomy places the organism in Eukaryota, Metazoa, Chordata, Actinopteri, Syngnathiformes, Syngnathidae. Gene Ontology annotation, cellular component: mitochondrion. Bases 48 to 803 code for a protein of 251 amino acids. Gene Ontology annotation, biological process: iron-sulfur cluster assembly. The record is from RefSeq and is a predicted model, not a curated record.
CGACUAUAAACGGCGAACAAUAACAACCAGCAAGUUACUUCCGCUCAAUGAAUAUUACCAAAACAAAUAUGGCGACUUCCAGACAGGUCGGCAGUUUGCUGGCUGUAUCUGCCAGACUUUUGCGUCCUGGUUGUCAGAGUACUGGUUUUCACUGGCUUUCGCACAACACAGCGGUCAGGAGCAGAUGGCCUCAGCGUUGGGUUGUCCCUGGGAGGAGCAUGUUUGUACAGACACAGGACACGCCAAACCCAAACAGCCUCAAGUUUCUGCCCGGACGUGUUGUUCUCGAAUCAGGAACUAUGGAUUUCGCCAGCCCCCGUGAAGCGUACACCUCGCCCUUAGCUAGACAGCUAUUUAGGAUUGAUGGCGUCAAGAGUGUCUUCCUGGGUCCGGACUUUAUCACCAUAACCAGGGUUGAUACAAAUAUUGAAUGGAAAGUAAUGAAACCUGAUAUUUUUGCUGCCAUUAUGGACUUUUUCGCAUCUGGGGUUCCUGUUGUCAAUGAGGACGCCAAACCCAGUGAAGACACCGCACCAUCAGAUGAUGACGACGAGGUAGUUGCAAUGAUCAAAGAACUGUUGGACACUCGAAUAAGACCCACGGUGCAGGAAGACGGAGGAGAUGUCGUGUAUUGUGGCUUCGAGGAUGGCGUGGUGAAACUGAAGUUACAGGGAUCCUGCACCAGUUGUCCCAGCUCCAUUGUCACCUUGAAGAACGGAAUCCAAAACAUGCUGCAGUUUUAUGUCCCAGAGGUUGAAUCAGUCGAGCAGGUGAAGGAUGAGGAGGAGGCUGCUCAAGCGUGACGACCAUUUAAGUGAGGACAACAUGCGCACAUUCCUCUCAGCACUGGCCAAUAAGGAGCACCCAGGUGGCGAGAAUACAAUACGACGCACUAGGAGUAUUCUGAUCAUCAGCCACAGUUCUAUCAUAAAAUCACAUGAUUCAGAUUGUGUAUACUGAACAGUAUUUCGACAUAGGGCAACUUCUUUUCAGCCAUUCUAAUUUAUCAAAACACAUUAAGGAACGUGACCUCAAGUCGCGACUCCGAAUGGCUUUCUUGUUUAAAAACGCACAAUAUUUAUAUGAAUAAAGAGUACUCGUAAACUGUAAA